AUGGAGUUGUAUCCUGAACACAAAGAAAAGCUGAAAAUGUUCUGCGUUACAGAUCAGCAGUUAGUUUGUACCAUUGGCAGUGAUGGGGAGAAACACAAAGGGCACAAGUUUACACCAGUCAAAGAAGCAGCUGCACUUUUGAGGAAGAAGUUGGAGAAAUUUGGGCAACGCAUUGCUGAUGAUAUCAAUGCUACCGAGAGGCUGGCCAACACACAGAUGCAGGGGAUGGCAAACACUGUCGACAAGGCUCAGCCGCUGAGGACCCAGGUCAGCAGACAGUUUAGGGAGAUGCACCACUUUCUGAGAAGGAGAGAAGAUGAGAUCAAAAAUGACCUGAAACACAAAGAGUUAAAUGAUCUGGAGGAAAUGAGCGACACAUUAGAUACCAUUGAAACUGUUAUGUCUGAGAGCAGAGUGCUGGAGGCAAUGGUAGCAUCUGUUCUGGAAAUCACAGACUCCGAGAAGUUCAUAAAGAGCUGGACUGAGAAUAACGGCGACUCCGGAACAUUUAUUCAGACCCAGAGCCAGUGAGUUACAAGUGGUUAAUGCCUCUCUCUUUGGGACCGUAUGAAAGUCACCUGCAGUUCUUCAUGUGGAAGGAGAUGCUUCAGGUCGUUCAGCCCCGAGCAGAACUUCUGUCACUCAAAACAAACAGCACAAUUAUAACCAUAUCUGAUGAUAGGCGAAG
This is a messenger RNA of Platichthys flesus (European flounder), 688 nucleotides long. Its product is annotated as nuclear factor 7, brain-like. Gene Ontology annotation, molecular function: zinc ion binding. The transcript has a single exon. Bases 1 to 531 code for a protein of 176 amino acids. Lineage: Eukaryota; Metazoa; Chordata; Actinopteri; Pleuronectiformes; Pleuronectidae. The record is from RefSeq and is a predicted model, not a curated record.